Penicillium macrosclerotiorum is the source of this 1503-nucleotide messenger RNA. RefSeq names its product hemolysin III family protein. Gene Ontology annotation, molecular function: signaling receptor activity. The transcript has 2 exons. Gene Ontology annotation, cellular component: membrane. NCBI's taxonomy places the organism in Eukaryota, Fungi, Ascomycota, Eurotiomycetes, Eurotiales, Aspergillaceae. The record is from RefSeq and is a predicted model, not a curated record. The coding region runs from base 1 to 1503 and encodes 500 amino acids.
AUGACUUGUGCAUCCUCUUCAAUGGCAGUGGAAUCAUAUGCGGAGGCUUUCUCCUCCUCCGCCGCAACUCCCAGCGAGGACACUACACUCUUGCGAGAUCGCCGGCGGAGACAUUCCUACCAUGCCCCGAGGAAGCUCUCCUGUGACUACCAGGAUUCGGAUACCGUUUUCAUUCGGGUCGAGCUAUUCCUUGCCGAACUCGAGCGGCGAAUGCAAUGGAUCGAACAAUAUCGGAAAUCACAGGUAGUUCAGAUCGACGCCAGCCUCCGACGAGGUUAUGCUACUCUCGAGGCUGUGAGAGAUCAGUGCUCCCUUGCGUCGGGGGAACUCAUGGGGUGUGGCAGGAAGCAGGCUAAGAUCUUGGUGGAGACUUUGGAAGACCGGUACAACGAGGCCUUGGUGACUAAGGAAACUCUGGAGCAAAAGGCUCAAGCUGGGGUCCGCCUGAUGGAGUCAUUCUUAUCCGAAAUGGAAAACCGAGCCCAUGCGGUCCGUGAUCGCGGUAUUUAUGGGACAUUGGAUGAUGGCUGGAAGGUCAUGGACUCAAAGCUCGUCCAUGCCCGUGAGGUGGUGGAUGAAGGGAUGGGCCGUGCUCGCCGAGCCCGUGAUGCCCUGCGAGAAAACAUUGACCAGGCUAUUCGCCUUGCCCAAGAGAAGCGAUUGAUUACCUAUUACGAUCUCCCAGAUCCAUGGCGUGUGAACCCCCAUAUCCUCCAUGGUUAUCGAUUCACCACCUCCAAGGUCGAAUGUGUUUCAUCUGUGUUCACAUUCUCCAAUGAAUUGGUCAAUAUCUGGUCUCAUAUUAUUGGCCUAAUUGUGGUUCUCUCGAUUGCCUUCUACUUCUAUCCGCUGCACACCAACUUCCAUCUGAGCUCCAAGGCGGACAUUAUGAUUGCUGCCGUCUUUUUCUUUGCUGCAUGCAAGUGCCUGGUCUGCAGUACCAUGUGGCACACCAUGAACAGUAUUGCGUCUCAAACCCUGAUGGAGCGAUUUGCCUGUGUUGAUUACACAGGAAUUUCCCUGCUGGUGGCUGCGUCGAUCGUGACCACUGAAUAUACGGCUUUCUAUUGCGAACCUGUCUCCAGGUGGACAUACAUUCUUCUCACCAUGUCGCUGGGUAUUGGUGGCAUCAUUCUUCCCUGGCAUCCGACGUUCAAUCGUCAUGAUAUGGCUUGGGCCCGGGUUGCAUUCUUUGUUACCCUUGCUCUUACAGGAUUUGCCCCGCUUGCCCAGCUCUCUUAUACCCGGGGCCUGGAGUGGUGCAUGUACUUCUAUGCGCCUGUCGUCAAGAGCAUCAUGGUUUAUUUUCUCGGCGCCUGUGUGUAUGCCUCCAAAGUCCCCGAGCGCUGGAAGCCGGGUUUCUUUGAUUACGUUGGUGGUAGUCACAACAUUUGGCAUCUUGCUGUGCUAGGUGGCAUUUUGUUUCACUAUUGCGCCAUGCAAGAUCUCUUUGCAGGAGCCUUUGUACGUGCACAGGGAGAGUGCCCCAACCUGACGUCGUGA